Molecule: messenger RNA, 4455 nt
Organism: Misgurnus anguillicaudatus (oriental weatherfish)
Lineage: Eukaryota; Metazoa; Chordata; Actinopteri; Cypriniformes; Cobitidae
Product: actin-binding protein WASF3
Biological process (GO): positive regulation of Arp2/3 complex-mediated actin nucleation; actin cytoskeleton organization
Cellular component (GO): SCAR complex; cytoskeleton; lamellipodium
Molecular function (GO): protein kinase A regulatory subunit binding; Arp2/3 complex binding; actin binding
Source: RefSeq, a predicted model, not a curated record
UCAGUGUGCGCAGGCGCACAGGCCACCGUUUACCAUCGAGCUCUCGCAGGCGCAGCAGAAUCAACGCUGUCAAGGAAACGCGCACGCUAGUCGCAUCAUUCCGAGGUUUAACUGAACCUGUCUCGCGCACUCAUUGUGUUAUUUACAUUAACGUAUGCAAAGUCAUCGCGGUUGAGCAAUGGGUGCAAUGUGAAAUCACACAACGAGGGAACAGCGGAGGGAGUAAUAUCAGAGAGACGGAGCGGCAGCCCUUUGCUUGACACAGGCUCGCAGCAGGUUGGUAUUUAAUUUGUCUCUCUCUGUCCUUUACAGCAGUAUUCAGUCAUGCCGCUGGUGAAGAGAAGUAUUGAACCCAAGCAUCUGUGUCGAGGAGCUCUGCCUGAUGGAGUGCCCAGUGAGCUGGAGUGUGUCACCAACAGCACCCUGGCGGCCAUCAUCAAACAGCUAGGAGGCCUGAGUCGGCAUGCAGAGGACAUCUUCGGGGAGCUGUUUAAUGAAGCCAACAGCUUCUAUAUCCGCAUGAAUAACCUACAGGAGAGAGUGGACCUGCUGGCUAUCAAAGUCACCCAGCUAGACUCCACUGUGGAAGAAGUCUCUCUGCAGGAUAUCAACAUGAGGAAAGCCUUCAAGAGCUCUACCAUUCAGGACCAACAGGUGGUUUCCAGGAACUCCAUCCCUAAUCCUGUGCUUGAGCUCUACCACCGUGGAGACAAACCUCCCCCUCUUAAUAUACUGAGUCCUUACAGAGAUGAUAAGAAGGAUGCACUAAAGUUCUACACAGACCCCUCCUACUUCUUCAUCCUGUGGAGGGAGAAAAUGCUGCAAGCCACUGAGGACAAGAGAAAAGAGAAGAGGAGACAGAAGACCAGCAGCUCAGGCCAGACUCACUCAGACCAGACUAAGUCCCACUCCAAGCAGGCCCUUCCCAGAAGCCCCCUUCUGUCCUCCGAGCAGCAGAAGCAGGUUGAGGAUCCCAGUCGUGAAGUUAAAAAGGUCAGAAAAGCUCGCAAUCGCAGACAGGAAUGGAACGUAAUGGCGUAUGAUAAGGAGUUCCGCCCUGAUGCUCGAUUUACCCCCUCUCCGUACCAUGGCAUGUCGUCUGAGGGCUCCUUGUCACCUGACAACAGGUCAGUUGCCUCAGACAUGGGUGAGCACUCUUAUCCAGGCAGCCCCAGUCACACCGGUCAGCAGAUGGCCGUUAGUACUGCCUACUCCACUGCUGAUGGAAAAGAGCACCUCAUGGCCCCCUCACAUGUCCAGACUCAGUCCUUGGACCGCAGUUACCGCCCCGCUCCCUCCUCCGUUCCUGCUGGAAGACAGACCAUUGGCAGGGUUCAGACCUCCCACGGCCAACCAAUUACAGAUCCUGCCCUCAAUGGACCACGCCAAUUGCAGGCUAAGGAUUACAGUGGUCAGCAGUCUCGGGAGUAUUUCGUACCUCCUGCUCCUCCUCCCCCUCCUCCUCUAAUUCCCUCUGCCCAGACUGCUUUUGACAGCCCCACUGGCCCCACCUCUGCCCCUGCCAGUGCCAUGGCAUCUCUCUCCCAGUCUUACAACCCUUCUCCUCCUACCCCUGCUCUCCCUGCCUCCUACACCCCUUCCCCAACCCAUCCUCCACCCACAGUCCCUCCUCCACCUCCACCCGGGCCACCCACGCACCCCCAUACGCACCCACACGCCAUGCCUACGGCCCCGGCGGAAGCACCGGUGGUGCCCAGGAAGGGCCAGGUACCCCUGAUCCCAAUGAGCGAUGCACGCAGCGACUUGCUGGCUGCCAUCAGACGAGGGAUCCAGCUGCGUAAGGUGCAGGAACAGAGGGAGCAAGAGGCCAAGAAGGAACCGGUCGGAAAUGACGUGGCCACUAUAUUGUCACGUCGUAUCGCCGUGGAGUACAGCGAAUCGGACGAAGACUCUGAGCUGGAUGAAAACGAGUGGUCAGACUGAGGCACGAAAGAUACAAUUUUAAAAGAUUUAAAAACACACAGGUUAUAGGGUAGGCUUACUUUAACAGAAUUAACAUAACUAAUGUAGCAUGCCAAUGUAUGACACACUAACAGGACAUAGCUCCUGCAUUAUAAAAAAGGGCUGCGUAACUACAAAAUCUUAAAGAGACAGGACCGGAAACUUCUUAGUUUUUGUACGUCAUUAAUUUGAAGCCUUGUCAGUGGAGUUUAAUAACAGUUUUGACCCCAUGGAAAAAAUGCUUGCAGUCGGCUCAUCCACACAGCAGGCUGGAGUCCACUGCACUGAGACUAUUCAUCAUUUACUCUGAGUGUAGUGGUCCCACCAUCUGUUUUCUCUUCUGCACUUUCUCUUGCUCGCAUGACCUCAUAAUUAAUAGAACAGCCAGCUGGACAACCACAAAAUGCUAAAUUUAGCCCUUCUAUCCAAAGACAAGUCUGGAGGAAAUUGCAAAUAAAGUGAAAUUUCAAGCAAAUACUUAAAAUGUUUAUGGUUCAACCCCAAACUUAAAGGCUAUAUUUUGACCGUUUGGAAUGCUUGUUGACCAAGUUUGAAGCAUUUAAAAUUCGCAAAGCAAUAUUUAUGAGCGAUUUGCUUAGAUACUGUCAAGCACAAACACACACUAGGUGGGUGAUUCUCGCGAAAUUAGACUUAUGAGGUGUCAUGAAACAUUUUGAUUAAAAAAAGUAAAUGCAAAGUAAGAGUGUCAAAAUAAGAAGCAUAGAGUUACAAACAUCUCUUCACGUACUCUUUUGUACAUGAUUUCAAAUUAUAUCAUACAAACCAAUUUUGUUGUUUUUUCCACAUUUAAGGGGAAAAUUUCAUUUCCGCAACGUCUCCAUGACUGGAUUUGGGUUCUUUGACAUGGAAAUAUUUAUAAUGAAAAAUCUAAAAAAAAAUUAAAAAAUUAUGUUAUACUAUAAACAUUUAUAGUAAAGAAACAUGUGGUAUUUGGUGAUCAUUGGUAAAUGUAGAGACAAUAAUAAGGAAUAUAAAUGUGUCCAAGAAAAAUUUUCUCAUCCUCCGCAAAAAUUUUCAAUCAUUGUUUAAGCCCUCAAGGAACUAACAUUUUCAAAAAAAAUUGUUGGAAGGGACAUAAUUGACUGUGACACUCAAGAUGGCUACCAGGUAAGCAGUUCUUAUUUUUUUCUCUCCAGAUAAAAGUUUUUGUUUUGUCAUAGUACCCAGACAACUUUUUAGGUCUCAUUACCGAAACAUGAGUUUGUAAAUGCAUAUAUUUAAUGUAAUAUCAUGUUGCUGUAAUGAUAAUUUUUGAUAAUGAUUAUCUAAAAAAUGUUAAUAAUUCUAUAGGAAAUAUUUUCUAAAUCCUCUAAAAAUAAUGGUUAUAGUAAGUCCAGACCUAAAUCUUAUAUGUGCAAAAAAAUUGGCUUCAAGGGCUUUUUAAAAAAAUCUGAUGCUGGACACCUUUUAAGUCUGCAUUUCGUGAGAAUCACCCAGGUGUUAUUAUUUAUAUUAGUUUUAAAAAGUUAUUUAUGUUUAAUUCACAAGCGUCCCAGAAAACGGAAAAUGGGAGAGGUUUCACUCUAUGGACAAUCUGAAUUAUAUAAAGGCAUCUAAAGCAUCCAAUGUAAUAUAUAUAUAUUCGAUUUUAGUGUUGUUAAUGUUGGAAAUAAAAUAUAUUUUCUGUGUCUAAGGGAUGACAAGAGGCUAGUUGAGUUGACUAUGAUAAUAUUUACCAGAUUUUAAUGAAAGAAAUGUAACAAGUUUGGAUGGAUUGAAAUAAGUGUAUUGAAAUGAAUUUUAUUUGUUUCAAAUCGAGAUUUUGAAGGACUUUAAUAUGAUUAUAUGGUGCAUUCCUAAUCCACCAAUAUGUUAGUCACAAACUGUGAUUGCUGCGUCUUGUGAGCAGUUACUGGUAGUGGAACUACACAUGACUUUAAAUAGGUAUAUAUAGGUACUAUUAAAUAUUUUGUUUUGAGGUUCACGUAGUGCUGUGUUAGUUGAAUUGUGUCUUUAACUGUAUCAAGAUUUCUCUCUUCAUAAUGUUUUUUUUUUCUCCACCUGAUCUUUUCAAGUAUGGAUAUUAAACAGAAACUACCAAUAUGUUCUGUUACUUCCAUAAUUGAUCAGUUGCUGGUUUUGUUGGAUUUUAGUUUGGUUGUGUUUUAAUUGAAUCACCUUGCCCUUUGCCUGGGCAUUUAAAAUGUUAAAUAUGCUAUUUAAUCGAUCUAAUAUUUGUACAGAACGAAAGCACUUCAGUAUUUCUGCUUUUUUAUUUAAGCGUUCGCUUUAAUGUGCCACUUACACUGGGAGGCUUUGAGUUUAAACUCUCGCGAACGUAUCAGCUAUCGUGAGCCGUGUGUUUAGCCCGUGUUUUGUAUGUAAAAAAUGAAGUCGUUUGUGUUGUAAACAUUGUGAUGUAUAGAACUUGAAGACGGCAGAAUUGCAAGAGAAUCAAUGUAUCAAAAACAUACACUGUAGGCAAAUGCUGUAUGCAUGUACUGACUGCCAUUAAAGUGCUUCUUAACACUU